Molecule: messenger RNA, 1890 nt
Organism: Sitophilus oryzae (rice weevil)
Lineage: Eukaryota; Metazoa; Arthropoda; Insecta; Coleoptera; Curculionidae
Product: esterase FE4-like
Exons: 9
Coding region: 111-1742 (543 amino acids)
Source: RefSeq, a predicted model, not a curated record
GACAGAUUAAAAUGAUUAGAUAAUAUAAUUUCAGUAUAAAGUUAUAAAAAAUGUAAAAUCAAAUGUUAGGGUUAUAUGGUCGCAGGUAGCUCAAUAGAGAAGUUUUAACCAUGUCUAAAUUUCUCUUGAUUAGUAUCAUCUUCGUUCUAACGAGAUGGACACUUGGAGGACCUACAGUGACCAUUCCUCAAGGAAGCUUGGAGGGUGGUGAAGGACAAGAUAUCGACGGAAACCAAUUUUAUAAAUUUUUAGGGAUUCCGUACGCCAAGCCUCCAGUGGGAGAUCUGAGAUUUAAGGAACCUGUGAAUGCAGAAUCUUGGGAAGGGGUAAGAAAUGCAACUGUGGAAGGAAGUUCUUGCGUUCAAAAAAGCGGAGGUUCAGAAGAUUGUUUGUAUCUCAAUGUUUAUACCAGAAAUUUACCAACAGAAAAUUCGACUGACCUCAAGGCAGUGAUGGUAUGGAUCCACGGAGGCUCCUUUACAUCAGGUUCCGGUUCUCCCACAAUAUACGGUCCAGAAUUCCUGUUAACCGAAGACGUGAUAGUUGUUUCCAUCAAUUACAGAUUAGGACUUCUCGGCUUUAUUAGAUUCAAAAAUGAGAGUUUGGGUGUUCCUGGAAAUAUGGGAUUUAAGGACCAAGUCAAGGCGUUGGAAUGGGUUCAGAAUAAUAUUGUGUAUUUUAAUGGAGAUCCUAAUAAUGUCACAAUAUUUGGCGAGAGUGCUGGUUCAGCAUCGGUACAUUAUCAUGUGCUAUCGCCUUUAUCAAUAGAAUUUUUCCAAAAAGCAAUUUUACAAAGUGGAGCUGCAUUGGACAGUUGGGCGGACGAUUCCGACCAUGACCCCAUAGCCUUAGCGCAACUGUUGAACCCACUAACAACAAUAACGUCAGAAAGUGAAGCUCUUUCAAUAUUUCAACAACUAUCUGCCGAAGCUAUCUUUGUCGUUCAAUCUUUAUUACUUUUGAAUGAAACUUCAGGUUCGAAAAAGAGUAUAGGACUAUCAAUAGAACCACCAUCACCCACUGCUUUUAUAUCUAGGAACCCUAUUGAUAUUAUUACUUCUGGAGAAUAUAAUCAAGUACCUCUAAUAAUUGGCUACAAUAACAGGGAAGGAAUUCUCUUUAAUGCCGAAAGAAAACAAUAUAAUAUAGAAGCAAAGCCAGAAUAUUUUGUACCACACAAUGUCGAUUUCUAUGGCAAUGAAACCGAGAGACAGUACUACCUGGACAAGAUUCAGGAAAAAUAUUUAUCGGGAUCGAACGAUGACGAUAACGUUAUUGACGUCAUGACGGAUGCUUACUUUGUGGCUGGAAUUAUUGGAAGUGCCCAAAAUCACGCACGUACCUCAGCUUCAAACGUCUAUCUUUAUAAACUAUCACUGGACACCCAACUGAACUUUAUGAAGAUAUAUUACGGUCUCACUGAAUUUUGGGGAGCAUCUCACGGUGACGACUUAGGAUAUUUGUUUAAAACCUUGUUGAACACAACUAUCGAAUCUGGCAGCGUAGAAGAAACUAGUUUGAGACGAUUAGUUAAACUCUGGACCAAUUUUGCCAAAUAUGACAAUCCCACACCAGAACUUGAAGAUGUUGGUAUUACCUGGCCGGCUGUUAGUGCAGAACAGCUGAAUACUUUACAUAUUGAUGCUAAUUUGACAGUAGAAGUCAAUCCAGAAAGUGAAACGGUUGAGUUUUGGAAAGAGCUGUUCCAACAGAGUAACAUAACCUCUGAAUAUUUACAUUAAAAAAGACAAAAGUUUUAUUUUGUUUGAAUAUUUCAUAUUGAAUAUACGUAAUUAGAAAUAAUUCAAUCUUUAACAACUUCGAAAAUUGUAUUUUCUUGUAUUGAUCUUAUGUAAUAAGAUGAAUAAUAAAGAUUAUAACUUACAUUGA